AUGAACAACAAAUUUGAAUCAAAACUAUGUGUAGUUUGUGGAGACAAAGCAAUUGGUUUUAAUUUUGAUGUCCUAACGUGUGAAUCGUGUAAAUGCUUUUUUAGACGCAAUGCUUUCAAAGAUUUAAAGUGUAAAUUUGAUACCAAUGAAUGUGUGAUUCAAAUAAAUACUCGUAAAUGUUGUCCUAAAUGUCGGAUACAAAAGUGUUUGGCAAUGGGUAUGAAAAAGGAUCAUAUAUUGAAUAAAGAAGCCAGGUCAAAACGGGUUCAACUCAUUGAACAAAAUAGACAAAAGCGCCGAUUGAAAACUGAUGGUUCACCUUAUAAUACAAUUAUUACUAGAAAUAAUAAACAACAAUCAAAUAUCGUCUCUUCAAGUAUAUUGUCUUCAAGUCCAUUAUACAGACAUUUAUUUACACAAUUACAUGACUGUCCAAUGAGCUCAUCCACUAAUGAGUCCAUAUCAUCAUUCAAUGAGUUGACAAAUAAGAUGUUUGAGGAAAACAUUGAUGUUUACAAUGAUAUUGAUAGGAAUGGUGUAUCCAAGAGCUCUACCUACAAGCGUGCAUUGAAAAUGGGUAUCAGUAUUAUACCGGUUACCCGUCAUAUCGCUGACUAUAGCCGUACGUUCAAUGAGCUCGAGGGCUACCGUUUCCGAGAAUUGAUGAGCGCUGCGAAACAACUGGAAAUCAUUGCCGCAACAAAUAUCUGUGAAAUUGUUUCGAUGGAAGAGUUUUUUGCCGCUAUCGACACAUUAAAGAUAAACGAUAUCCAAAAUGUGACUAAAGUGUGCAAAAGUAUCACCGGUUUUAUUGACAUUCCCAGCGAAGAUCAAAUUGUUUUACUAAAAUAUGGAUCACUAGAGAUACAUACGAUGCGAUCCAUUUGCUAUUAUAAUCACGAUUCCCAGUAUUGGACUAUAAAUUUGAAUAACAAUAAUGCUAUGAUAUUACACAUGGAUUUUGUCAAGUUUGCUGAAACACAUUUACACAAUGAUUUCAGAGACUAUAUCAACAAUUUAUUUAUGGAAAUUGAUCAAGAUUACAUUAUACUUGAUAUAAUGACAGCUAUAGUACUGUUUAAUCCUUAUAGACCGGGACUACAAAACAAAAUGAUUAUCAGAUUACAACAACAUGUUUAUCUAUAUUUACUAAAACGUUAUUUAAUGAUAAAAUAUUUGGAUAAACAAUAUGCGGACGAAAAGUUUAACCGAUUAUUGAAUUCAAUGAUUGAUUUGUAUUACGUUGAGACCCGUUGUCGACAAAAUACAUUGAAUCGCAUGGAUUUGCCGCCACUUCUUAAGGAAGUUCUUGAAGAAUGA
Messenger RNA from Oppia nitens, 1320 nucleotides. RefSeq names its product nuclear hormone receptor HR96-like. The record is from RefSeq and is a predicted model, not a curated record. Lineage: Eukaryota; Metazoa; Arthropoda; Arachnida; Sarcoptiformes; Oppiidae. Bases 1 to 1320 code for a protein of 439 amino acids. The transcript is spliced from 7 exons. Gene Ontology annotation, molecular function: zinc ion binding; RNA polymerase II cis-regulatory region sequence-specific DNA binding; nuclear receptor activity. Gene Ontology annotation, biological process: positive regulation of transcription by RNA polymerase II; cell differentiation; negative regulation of transcription by RNA polymerase II.